Molecule: messenger RNA, 699 nt
Organism: Perognathus longimembris pacificus (Pacific pocket mouse)
Lineage: Eukaryota; Metazoa; Chordata; Mammalia; Rodentia; Heteromyidae
Gene: Clrn1
Product: clarin 1
Exons: 3
Coding region: 1-699 (232 amino acids)
Biological process (GO): equilibrioception; sensory perception of sound
Source: RefSeq, a predicted model, not a curated record
AUGCCAAGCCAGCAGAAGAAAAUCCUCUUCUGCAUGGCAGGCGUACUGAGUUUCCUGUGUGCCCUGGGCGUUGUGUCAGCCCUGGGCACGCCACUGUGGAUCAAGGCCACCUUUCUCUGCAAGACAGGGGCCCUGCUGGUCAACGCCUCGGGGCAGGAACUGGACAAGUUCAUGGGUGAGAUUCGGUAUGGGCUUUUCCAUGGAGAAGGUGUAAGGCAGUGUGGGCUAGGAGCAAGGCCCUUUCGGUUCUCAUUUUUCCCAGAUCUGCUCCAGGCCGUGCCUGUGAGCAUUCACAUCAACGUCCUUCUCUUCUCCUCGAUGCUGGUGGUGCUGACCAUGGUGGCAGCGGCCUUCUUCAUGUACAACGCCUUUGGCAAGCCCUUUGAGGCUCUGCAUGGCCCACUCGGCUUGUAUCUCCUGAGCUUCAUCUCAGGGUCCUGUGGCUGCCUGGUCAUGAUACUGUUUGCCUCUGAAGUGAAAAUCCAUCACCUCUCAGAAAAAAUUGCAAAUUUUAAAGAAGGGACUUAUGCCUACAAAACGCAAAGUGAAAAAUACACCACUUCCUUCUGGGUCAUUUUCAUUUGCUUUUUUGUUCAUUUUUUGAAUGGGCUCCUGAUACGACUUGCUGGAUUUCAAUUCCCUUUUGCAAAAUCUAAAGAUGCAGAGACAACAAACGUAGCCAUAGAUUUAAUGUAUUGA